Messenger RNA from Scophthalmus maximus (turbot), 1787 nucleotides. It is a transcript of the gene ackr5, whose product is annotated as G protein-coupled receptor 182. Gene Ontology annotation, cellular component: membrane. NCBI's taxonomy places the organism in Eukaryota, Metazoa, Chordata, Actinopteri, Pleuronectiformes, Scophthalmidae. Bases 162 to 1259 code for a protein of 365 amino acids. Gene Ontology annotation, molecular function: G protein-coupled receptor activity. The transcript has 2 exons. Gene Ontology annotation, biological process: G protein-coupled receptor signaling pathway. The record is from RefSeq and is a predicted model, not a curated record.
GGUUAGAAACUCCAGGCUGCUUGAUUGCUCAGAUAGUCCUCAACACUGGAGCUUCGAGGAGUCGUCUCUCGCGUCCACAGGCUUCGAACGCACAAAACCCCCUCCAGAAGACGGCGAGGCCUCAGGCGUGACCUGCGCCUCCUCACCACCACCACGAGACCAUGAGCACUCACGAGCACAACCACUCGGACUUCUUGAACGGCACGCCGUGGUUUAUCUACGACUGCACCAUCGAGCUGGACACCGACUACCGGCGCAUCGCCCUCUUCCUGCUCUACCUGUUCAUCUUCAUCGUGGGCCUGCUGGAGAAUGCCGUGGUCGUCUGGGUGAACUGGCGUCGGCGCCACUCCGCCAACGGGGUCCUCUUCUGCGUCAUCAACGUGAGCCUGUCGGACCUGAUGGUGAUGGUGAUCCUGCCCGUCUUCCUGAUGGAGGUGACCAUGGACAAGGUUUGGCUGUGGGGCCGCUUCCUCUGCAAGGUCACGAACCUCGUCUACAUGGUCAACUUCUACAGCAGCUCCUUCUUCCUGGCCUUCAUGACCCUGGAGCGCUACCUGUCCCUGACCAGGCCCUCGUCUCCGGCGCUGUUCCCCGUGGUGGGCCGGCGGCGCUGGGUGCUCUGCGGCGGCCUGUGGGUGCUCUCCUUUUUCCUGGCUCUGUUGGAGAACAUCCACGUGGAUCUUCUGGAGUGGGACGAGCCCGGCUGCUUCAUGGUGCCCGAGCACAACUACAUCGAGUGGUUCGUCUGCGUGACCUUGCUGUCCCUGGUCUUCCAGUUCAUUGGCCCCGCUGCUGUCAUCAUCACCUGUAACGUGCUGAUCGCCCGGGCCGUUCGAACGGCCCCGGACGUGCAGGGGCGGCGGGACGUGUGGCUGGUGCACGUGUACUCGCUGGUGUUUGUCGUGUGCUGGCUGCCCUACUACCUGGUCCUGUUCCUUAUGAUCAUAGACGACCUCGACCCCUACAUCUUCGGCUGCAACACAAUAGAAGUCCUCUACUUCUCGUUCAGCGUGGUGCAGUGCCUGUCUCUGUUCCACUGCGUCGCCAACCCCAUCCUCUACAACUUCCUGAGCAAGAGCUUUCGCAACAACCUGGUCAACACGGUGCUGAACUACAUACCCAAAGAGGUGACCGUGGACCAGGUGGGAGUGGGGAACCAGCCCUGCGGCGCCGCCCCCAACGGAGGAGGCGGGGGAGACGCGGGGAGGCAGCGCAAGUUAAGUAGCACCAGCACAAGCCAGUCUGACGUUGGAUCAUAAGAAAGACACGGGGACAAGAACAGAGUCGGCCUCAGGAGCGAGACGUUUUCUAGGUGAAGAUUUGAAAGAACUGAAUCCAACUGUGGCACUUCUAAAAAACCAGAGGCAACGAUUGUGCCAGGAUUCAUCAUCAUCAUCAUCUCACUCCAACCGUUUGGACUCACAAUCCACUUCCUCAGCGUGUAUCUGAUCAGGAGGAAGGCAGCACAUGUGUGAAGUCUUACAUUUUUCUUCUUCCUCAAAGCCGUUCAUCUCCCACAGGAAAACAUGUCAGCCUCGAAAAUGUCAUGGCACGGGGGGGGGGGGCAAAUCGGCUGCCUGUCCACUACCAGACACAAACCAUCAUCCUCAUACGCAUAUCAACAUCUUUCAACAUGUGAAAAUGCAACCGGUGUCUUUUUUUUGCUUCUCUCCUUUAUAGAUAAAUUAUUCUUCAAAUUGAUCUGUUGAUUCUGAAAGCUGCCAUCAUCUUCCAUGUUCUGUUCUAAAUGCAAUAAAACACUGUUUGGUUCCGUCUGAGCUGGAAAA